Molecule: messenger RNA, 4770 nt
Organism: Malaclemys terrapin pileata
Lineage: Eukaryota; Metazoa; Chordata; Testudines; Emydidae
Product: adenylate cyclase type 10-like
Exons: 31
Coding region: 1-4770 (1589 amino acids)
Biological process (GO): cyclic nucleotide biosynthetic process; intracellular signal transduction
Cellular component (GO): cytoplasm
Molecular function (GO): adenylate cyclase activity
Source: RefSeq, a predicted model, not a curated record
AUGUUACUGGCUGAGACCCUUCCGACAGUGAAUUGUGACCUGUCCUUGAUGGGGCUGCUGUCUGAUCAUCACAAGAGUGAUCACCGUUAUGGCAGGCUAGUGGGAGUCACCUCCUUCCCUGAAUGGGAGGAUCAUAUAUUGAAUUAUCCAUCAGUGUUGCAGGACCCUGGGCAGCAGAUUGCAUUCAUUGCCAAAAUGGAGCAAAGAAAGCCAAGUGACAGCACUACAAUUGGGAAAGUAGCAGCUCAUGUCCCCGAUCUCAUCGUAUAUGGCGAUUUCUCCCAGGAGGUGCCUUUCAUUGAGAGUUUUGAUGGAGUAUUGCUUUUUGCAGACAUUUCAGGUUUUACUGCACUGACGGAGAAGUUUAGCAUGGACACCAGUCUGAACUGUGGUGCUGAGCAGCUAACGCAGACCCUCAAUCAUUAUGUAGGGGAUAUUGUGGAAGAGGUGCUGAUUUAUGGAGGCGAUAUCUUGAACUUUGCAGGGGAUUCACUGCUAGCACUGUGGAAAGUGCAACGAAGCCAGCUGAGCGAUAUCAUUACACUGGCGCUGAAAUGUAGCCUGAGGAUCCAGAAAGAGUAUGGGGUUCGUGAAACUGAAGUGGGUCUGAAGCUCCGAGUGAAGAUAGGGCUAUCUGCAGGUCACAUCUCCAAAGUUGUUGUUGGAGACAAUAAGCACCAAUAUUUUCUGUUAAUUGGCCGAGCAGUGGAUGAAGUUCGGUUGGCCCAAAACCUAGCAAAAGCAAGCGAGGUUAUUCUAUUGCCGAACUGCUGGGAACUCUGUAACAGGAGCAUGAUAGAAAUAGAAACAAUUAAAGAUCAAAGAUCUGUUAAGGCUAGAUACAUAAAGAACAUCUCUGAGAUUGAGUUCAAUGAGUUCUUCUGGAAAUGUACUGAAUACCUACAGCACUACCCCAUGGGUGAAAGUAACAGUAUCCUCAGAGCAACCUCCACAUUGUCUCCUAAUGAUGAGCUGGAGAAGUCCCUCCGGAAGUAUGUGAUGAGAAACAUUCUGGAGAAGAUUGACGACAAUCAACCUCUAGAAUAUUUAUCUGAGCUUCGGCCGGUCACAAUUGUCUUUGUGAACCUGCAGUUUGACAAAAGCGCCAAUACCUUGCAUCUGUGCAAGGCUAUCCACGAUGCCAAUGUGAAGAUCUCAAACAUCAUCCACGUCUUCAGCGGCAAAAUCAACAAAGUCUUUAUGUUUGACAAAAGCUGCACAUUCCUGUGUGUGUUCGGGCUCCCUGGGGAUAAGCAGGCUGACGAGAGCACCCACGCCUUGGACAGCGCAUUUAAAAUCUUCAACUUCUGUUCUGAGAUGCUCAUGAAAAUAAAGCUAGUUUCCAUCGUGGUUACCAGCGGGCCAGUGUUCUGCGGAGUAGUUGGCCAUCAUGUAAGGCACGAAUACACAGUCAUUGGCCAGAAGGUGAAUCUCGCUGCCCGGAUGAUGAUGUAUUAUCCGGGGUUAGUGUCCUGUGAUGCAGUGACCUAUGCCAACUCCAGGCUGCCUCAUUACUUCUUUGAAGAGCUCCCCCGGACUGAGAUGAAAGGAGUUGUGAAUCCCGGCGUGGUCUAUCAUUAUCUUGGCAUCAGUGAGAAACCAAUGAUUGGCCAAGCGCAGCUCACCAAGGAGAGGUCUGAGUCUUACCACUUACUGGGUCGGGAAAAAGAGCUUGAAAUCUAUGACACUUUAUUGAAAGGAUUUGUGAGGUCUACAGAAGGCCGCGUCAUAAUGUAUGAAGGCCUUAUGGGCUAUGGAAAGAGACAGUUACUUGCUGAAAUUGCCUACUUAGGCCAGGAGGCUGGCCACAAGGAAGUGGUUGUUGCUAUGGAGCUGACGAAGGUAAAUGUGCAGCAGAAUUUUUUUGUCAUCCGGACACUCAUGGCCAUGUUUCUGGGGAUUGAGGCCUGUAAAUCUUACGCUGAAAGACAGAACAUCCUCCAAGGCAAACUCCGAGGUGUGGUAGAAGAGUCCUACUAUUGCCUCCUGAAUAACAUCUUUCUUGUUAAGUUUCCCACCUCUGCCGAGGUUUCCAAAAUGGAUCAUGAAACAAGGACCGAGGAGAUGGAACUAUUUCUUGUGAAAAUACUACAGAAGGUAGUGGAGAAAAACAUUCUCAUUUUUGUCAUAGAUGAAGCCCACUUCAUUGAUCCUGCAUCAUGGGAAUUUCUGGACAAUUUGCUCUCCAGCAUCCCUGUGUUUAUGGUCAUGUCUCUAUCUCCUCCCGGCCGCCAAGCACGGCCGCCUUGUGUCUCUGCUGCAAACAUCAUUAACAGCACAAAGACCACCUACGUUCAGCUGCGGGAGCUAAAACCCUCUGUGAUCCUGCAAAAAGCCUGCCAGGACCUUGGGGUGGUCAGCAUCUCCCGGGAACUAGAAAUGGGGCAGGUGAUGACUUACCCACCCAUCUAUCUUCAUUAUUCCAGCCAGCUGAACACAGCUGCCACCAAUGCCAUCAAGGUCAUCCCCUCCAAAAUGGAAUCGCUUUCCAGCUCAGACAAUGAAUUGUACAUUUGCACCAUUCGCCAGAAUGUUACGUUGCAAAAUAUUAUGCUGCUCCCUACCUUAAAAGGCAUCGCACUGGCUGAGUUAGACAACAUGAGCUCUUCGGAGCAGCUGGUAGUGAAAUGUGCGGCUAUCAUCGGGCUGACUUUCACGACUGAGCUGCUGCUCCACAUCCUUCCCGAAUGGACCAAGAGGAAGAUGAAUCAGACGCUUGCAGCCCUGGUGGAUUCCCACAUCUUCAAGAGAUUUAAUAAAAGAAAGGACUCCCAGAAAGCACAAUCACAGGAUAUGCCCUCCACAGAGUUACUUGUUUGCCCCGGGACAGUGAGACCAAUUGGACAAGACUCAGAUAUCCGCUCUUCUGUUUAUAAUCGAAUCAAGCAAGAGCAGCUGGUGAUACAAUGCGGCGUCAUGGCGUUUUGCAUGCCAAUGCUGCAGGAAGCGGCCUACGAGUGCUGGCUGAAGAGCCAGAAGAAAGCCUUACAUCUCAAGUGUGUGAGCUAUCUAGAAGGGCAGGCUCACAAAUGCAGACGCUGCGGAGAAGGGGACUUCAUUUCAUUUCACCGCCACACCGUGGAAAUGAUGCUGGAGAGCAUCGAGUCUCAGGAAAACAUUUCUGAGCAGUACAAGGAAUACCCAUUCAGCGAAGCAGCCUCACUGAUCAUUUGCACAACCCUGAAAAGACUUCAGGGUCCUUCAUUUGAAGGGAUGGAGAGAAAAGCUGUGACAGCCGAGGCUUCCCUAACCAGCACAUGCUCCCCUGAAAGUGUCCAGAGGACAAGUGAAGGUGCACCCUUGACUAGGAUCUCUGUGUCCAGGCAACCAUCUCCUGAAAUUGUCAUGAUCCCCAAUGCCAGUAAAGAUUCUUCUCUAUACAUCACUACCUCUACUUUCUCCAAGAAGUUAGAGUUAUUACUUCCACAAGACAUUGAGAAAGAGACUGUAAAGGCACUAAAGAAACACAAGAUGUUACCAGAGGAAAAUCUUAAGUACGGGAACAAGGUCUUCAUUCACCAGACCACUUUACAAAGAAAUAGAUUCCUAGGGGCUCCAGAGGUUGAGAGUGGAAUAUAUGCGUUUGGCUGCUACCUGUGGGGGAAGACAUUACCUGAUGGGGGGCAAGAUACCCAUGGAGACUGGGAGUUUGGAGGAGCUGAAGAGAUAGAGAAGGAGUUUCUGGAAAGGCUGGACGAGAUCAUUCAGCAGUCUGACAGGGAUUGGGAGAAGAUCAAGCACUUGGGAUCCUGCGAAUGUGAAGAGAUCGUGGAGGCUGUCUUUGUGCCCCUGGCCCGGCACUGCAUGGCGAUGGGAGAAUACGCCAGAGGCUUGUAUUACUUGUUGGAGUGUGCAGCGGCUUACUUACAUCUGUCAAACAACUACAUGGCCUUUUGCAAUUUGAAUACAGCAGAGAAUCUGAUCAAAUCGGUGGACUUCAGAGCAACUGUAAUUAACCAGUUUGAGGAAGCUACCUUCUACAGCCUGAAGGGUGAGACUCUGAUGGAAGUGUCAAAGCACACGUCUCACCAGAAGAAGCAGCAAUUCUUGUAUAGUCGCAGUAAAGGGGAGAAGAAAUUAGCUUUCCUGUACCAGCAGGGCCACUGCCUUUCCUUAUUGUGGCAACUUUUCAGCCUGGACACUGCUACAAACAGCAAGAAGUUCUGUCACCUGGCAGCACUCAUGAAGGUGAACUCAGCAGAGGAAUCAGAGGAUGAGAGCCAGAUCAUUUCAUCCUAUACGGAAUUCUCACUCUGCUGCCAGAUGAUGGGUAACCAAGAUGAAUGGAUGAAAUAUGAGCUGAUGGCCAUCCAGCGUAGCUCUCACCUCCGGGUUUUCGGAGGAGGGCUAUUAACAAUAGUUAAAUUAGUACAAUCAUUGGCCUAUAUGAAACUCUGCUUGGGUAACCUGCCCUUAUCUAUUCAAUUAGGCUAUCGAGCCCAUGAAAUGUGUGUGCGUCUGAAGAAACCAAAGCUGGACUAUCUGGUUCUCUGCAUGCUCUUCAAAGCUCUCUUUCUGAGCAUCAGGUACCAAGAUUGUGUGCAAGUACUGAGCUGGCUGGAGCAGUUGGCUGUUGUGGAGGAGACAAUCAUUGGGAUGGCUUGUUUCUUUUCUUACUGUUUAGAACUCUUGCUUUAUGCUGGUAAGUACUUGGUAAUGAGGACAACAGAUAAAGGCGUGCUUUGCAAAGACACUCCUGGACAGGGACGGUUGCCAUGUCAACACUGCCAGAAAACGGUGGCGCCAUUCUGGCAUCUCGUUUGUGGUUAA